AUGACCGGCGAGUUGUCACGUAUCGGGGGCUCAGUGGGACUGCGAGUGGUCGGCGGCAGCGGCUUGAGGGGGGAGGGGGGAACAGGCGAUGCGAGCCCCUUCCCCCGCCACUCCCCCCGCCUUCACUCCUCCGCGCCAUCCAUCUUCGAUAUGCACAUAAAGCCAACCGGACCCAUAACAGCAGCCUCACAUUCCCGCUGCUCU
Messenger RNA from Iphiclides podalirius (scarce swallowtail), 204 nucleotides. NCBI's taxonomy places the organism in Eukaryota, Metazoa, Arthropoda, Insecta, Lepidoptera, Papilionidae. The record is from the annotation of a GenBank genome assembly.